Molecule: messenger RNA, 11767 nt
Organism: Caenorhabditis angaria
Lineage: Eukaryota; Metazoa; Nematoda; Chromadorea; Rhabditida; Rhabditidae
Source: the annotation of a GenBank genome assembly
AUGCCACCUGGAGAUUCCUCGAAUUUACAAAAUAUGGAAACUGAAGAGAGGAGAGAAGAGGAUGAAGGUUAGCUUUUUCAUCAUUAAAAUUAAAUUAUAAAAAAAAAUAUUUUUAGAAAUUGGUUACAAAUCACAAAUUUCAAUUGAUGAUUGGUUUGUUGAUGAAAUCAUGAAUUUCAACGAAGUUCUAUCGGUGAGCUUGGGAAAAAUAUGCAUUUUUUUCAAAAAUUUUCUCAUCACAGGACACUGAAAAAGUCUACGCAGCUGUGAAAGUCUGGAAAGAUAUCGCUGACAAUCUUCGGCGAAACAAUUAUCCACUUUGCGAGGGAAUAGCGAAUACUUCUAAUUUUGAUGAAUCUUUGAAAAGGGACGCAAGAAAAUUAGAGGAUUUUCUAGACUGGAUGAUAACAAGUCACAAUAUAAAGGAUGAGACGUUUUAUCAGAAGAUACGGAUUCUUUUGGCACAGGGAGACAAUUAUAAUUCGUUUAAAGAGAAAAGUAUGUGGAAAGAUAUGGAAUGGGUUUUAAAAAAUUAAUCGGGCUGGGAAGCUCCUUUUUUGCGAAAUUGAAAAAAAGAUCAUGUGAUUUUAGACCUUGAACAUUCGUCAAAUACGAAAUGGGUUUCCAAAAUGGCUUCGAACCAUUUUUGAAAUGGGUCCGAGGAACACAGCGAAAAAUGGUUCAAAAAUUCAAUAUGAAUCCGCUCCUAAUUUCUGUUUCUUUUGGAUCAAUGCUUUCAAAAAGUGUCCGAUAAAUUUCGAAAUUUUUGUAAAAUGGCUCCACAAAAUCGGUUGAAACUUCAAGAAUUACUAUUUUUGUGAUAUGGGUCCGAAAUUAGUAAUUCUUGAAGUUUCAAUCGAUUUUGCGGACCCAUUUUACAAAAAUUUCGAAAUUUAUCGGACACUUUUUGAAAGCAUGGAUCCAUUUUGUGAAAAACAUAAAUCAGGAGCGGAUUCAUAUUGAAUUUCUGAACCAUUUUCCGCGGUGUUCCCCUGACUUAUUUCAAAAAUGGUUCGAAGCUAUUUUGAAAACCAUUUCGUAUUUGACGAAUGUUCAAGGUCUAAAAUCACAUGUUUUAUUUUCAAUUUCGAAAAAAAUAUAAAGAAAAGCUUCCCUGUCCGAUUGAUUUUGUUUCUGACAAAAAUGAUAGAGGCUCUUUUUUUCAGCUUCUUAUCAUCAUCAUAUCACACAAAAAUUUCAGCAAUAUAAUAAAACCAUAUAAAAAAAAUUUUUAAACAUAUAAUAAUCGAAAAAAUGAUACCAUGCGCAAAAUUGAUGAAAUAUCAAAAGAUUGUGUAAUCUCUUUCAGUGAACAAGUUGGACAUUUCGACAAAAUGUAACAAAAUAUGGGAAAAUGAUGCGGUUGCGUAUCGUUGUAACACUUGCGCGCUAACACCCUGUAUGUCAUUAUGCGAAUCCUGUUUCGAGCAAAACGGACAUGCUGGACAUGAUUUCACGCGAUUUUUGUCGCGAGAAGGAGGCGCGUGUGAUUGUGGAAAUGAAGAUGUCAUCAAACCGGAAGGGUAUUUCUAGAUACUAACUUUUUUUUAAUUCAAAUUUUUUUUCAAUAGGUUUUGCGAUCGACAUGGUGAUAUGAUAAAUAAACCGCCGACGAAUUUCAUCGAUGUUUCGCUUCCUGAAUAUAUUAUGGUCAAACUUUUAGUUAGAUUGUUUUUGGAAUGGAGAGGAUGGGUGAGUUCGGAAGGAUGAGGAACCUGUUGCUGGCCAGAGUAAAAUUUUGAAAAAUUUCUGAAUUUCAGUUUUCAGGGGUCGAAAAUUGACGAAUUCAGAGUUUUUAGAGGUCAAACGUUGAAAAAUUCACAGUUUUCAUACUGGAAAAAAGUUAGCGCACAAUUUUUUUUUUUGAAAAACACGAUUUUGGCCGAGGUGUGACGUCAGAUUUGUUGAAAAUUUUGCCACGUUAUUUUUUGCGAGUUGUUCUGAGACUGUUGAAAGAAACCCACUUUAAAAGUUAGAACAACUCGCAAAAAGUAACGUUAUUACGUGGCAAAAUUUCAAACAAAUCUCGGCCAAAAUUGUAGUUUUCAACAUGAAAAAUAGUACGCUAACUUUUUCCAGUAUGAAAACUGUGAAUUUUUCAGUUUCGGACCUCUAAAAACUCUGAAUUCGUCAAUUUUGGACCUCUAAAAACUGAAAUCAAGAUUUUUUUUCAAAAUUGCACUCUGGCCAGCCACGGAUGUUCCCCCUUGGGAUGUUUUCCAGCUACCAAAAUUUCCCCAAACCACACCUCGGCCAAGCCGUGGCUGGCCAGAGUACAAUUUUGAGAAAAAUCUGAAUUUCAGUUUUUAGAGGUCAAAAACUGACGAAUUCAGAGGUUUCAGAGGUUUUUUUGAAAACCACGAUUUUGGCCCAGGUGUGCCCCAAACAUUCAUUUUCCAGUGGUCCCGAAUGUCAUCCCACAAACGAAGACACGAUGAAAACUAUCCCCAACCAGACGGUGCAAGCACCUUCAAUUUGGGAUUACAUUGUGAGGAAGAAGCGAAAAAUAUACUGAAAUUGAUUGAAUUCCUUCAAGAAUGUGUGAAUUAUGGUGGACCGAUGAGGGAAGCAAUGACACGGAUUUUGCUGGAUAAAGAAAUUUACAAAUCGUUGACUGAAAAACGGGGAGAACAUGUUGGAGGUUGGCAAAUUCUCUCAAUUUCAAUUUCAGCUUCAAAAAAUUUCAGAAACCGACCGGAUUGAAGUGAAUUUGGAUUGGAGAACUCGACAUUUAUUUGAUGACGAUAGAAUUUCGUUGAUGCUUCCCGAGGAUAUCGCAAAAAUAUUCCCAUUAAUCAAUAGUUUCGAUAAAUUGACUUGUGAAACACUACUCGAUGAAUUGAUAUUCUGGAUUAUUCGCCAAAAUUUCCCGCACAGUUUGAUCAAUUUUUCCCUGAGUAUGUUAUCCGAAAUCAGUUAUCGAGAUACAUUUGCCACCCGAUUCUUCACCUGGUAUCCUCUAAUCGGAAAAGUAUUUCAAGAAUUAUGUCUAUUCCAAGCUGAAAAUGGUAGACAUGGAAAUAUUGAUCGAGUUCAAUUAACUGGAAGUCGUGUAAUCCACGUGUCCGUGCAAAUGUUGUCUUCCGGAGUGCUAUGCAAAAAAUUGAAUGAUGAAUGUGAUCUUGUGAAUACAGUUUGUAAUGUUACCAAAUUCCUGUUAUGCGAGAGAAUGAUUCCAACAGAUUUCACAUUUGAUCCAACGUUGAGAUAUUUGAUGCAUGUUGAUGUUCUUCGCGAUUAUUGGAAAUCCAAGUGGAAUGUAUUACAAAUCGAUACAAAUGCUUCAAUUGACCAACAUGGAUAUUGGUUUGUAAUGGGAGAUAUGCAAAAUCUAUUGUCGCAUUCUGAAGUUGUUAUAUCAGCCAUCCUAAAUCCAAUCACAUUUCGACAAACUUACAUUGGAAUGUUGGCGAAGAUGCAAGGAAUGAAUCAGAUAUGGCGGAUUGUUUUAGGAGUUCAUCAAGAAAUGGAUACAACUGAUGUUGUACAAAGAUCGUAUUCAUUAGAAUAUGAGACACUUGCUGUUACAUUGUUCAAUAUGAUUUCAUCGAUUCAACAACAAAAUCAUUCACAAGCUGCGGUUGUGUUUUUCGAUGCUGUUUAUGAUGAAUUAAAGGUAGAGGAGGGUUUUGGAGCUUUGAGAAAUGCAAUAUUUGAAUCUUGCUGAAUUUUAGCUUCGAGACAAAAAUCCAGAAAUAAAGGUGGAUUCCGAGCAAAAAAUAAGUUGUGCUCAUUUUUGAGAAAAACUGCAUGAUUCAAAAUUUACGGGUCUGAAAAUAUCCCAAAAAUUCUAGAAAAAUUGAAGUAAAACUCUAGAGAGCUGAACAUUUCCAGCUGAAAAUUAUAGCAAAAUGUGAAGAAUUUUCAGCUCUUCAAGACCUGAUAUUCUGGUCUUGAAGAGCUGCAAAAUUCUACACAUUUUGGUAUAUUUUUCUUUUUUUUUCAGCUGGAAAUCUUCAGCUCUAGAAUUUUACUACUCUAAAUUUUUCUAGAAUUUUUGGGAUAUUUUCAAACCUAAAAAGCGUGCAAAUUUUGAAUUAUGCAGUUUUCUAAGCUCUGAAAAUCUCAAAUUUCAGAAGAAGGCGCAUAAAAAUUACCAAAUCUUGCAAACGUAGAAAUUUAGAUCUGCAGCGAAAAAUACACCAAAAUGUUCAGAAUGUUGAGCUCUACGAGGUCUCGAGACGAAAAUUCAGAAUUAAAAAUAUCUGGUCUUGUAGAGCUCAAAAUUCUACACAUUUCGGUAUAUUUUUUAGCUGGAAAUCUUCAGCUCUAGAAUUUUUUUUCUCAAAAAAUUUCGAUUCAGAAAAUGUCGAAAAACGAUAUUUUUUCCUAUUUUUUUGGACAUUUUUCCCACAAAAAAAUGUCAAAAAUAGGAAAAAAAACUGUUUUUUGACAUUUGCUAAAUCUUUCACCCAGAUUCACCAGAAAAAGAUUUAAAAAAUGUAUUUGAAUUUCAGGAAUGGUUCAGUGAUUUGGGAAUCGAUGAAAAUGACGAAACCCUCCGAUGUCAACCCUACACAGUCUCCUUCCAUAUCCCACUUCACCGCCUUCUAUCAACCGCUCUCACACAUCUCCACAAUAUUCCCGGCUUCCGUGAUCAUCUCUCCACAAAAUUCCUCAACGACGAAAAAAUCCUGAAAUACCUCAUCUUCCAUCCGCUUCGUAUUCAAGUGGCUCGCGCCGAAAUUCAUUGUGGAAUGUGGGCGAGAAAUGGAGGCGAUGCGAGAAUGUUGUCGUUGAUCUAUUCACAAAAUAAUGUGAAUAACGCAUUUCAAACACCGGAUAUUGAUUUGAUUCGAUAUUGCACAUCGAAAUGCGAUAUUGAAUGGUUGAUUCGAAUUUUUUGCGAGGCGUUUUAUUUGGAUGAGAAAAUUAUUUUUGAAAAAUCGCAAGAGCGACGAGAUGUGUCGAGUUCGAAAUUGAUUGAAUAUGUUAUCGAUUAUCAGAAUUGUGAACUUCCAAUCGAAGCAACUAUCACUGAACAACAGAAAAUCGAAAUCUUGAAGGAAUUGUCUACAGAUAUCCCAAAUAUCACAUUGGCAAGAAGACAAGCAGUUCGAGAUAAUAAUUUAUGGACUGAUGAAGAGGAACAACGAAGAAUGCAGCAAGCAAUUCGAGAAAGAAUUGUCAAUAAUCUACAGCGAUUUGAAGAAGUAAGAUUUUUGGGCUUUUGGGGUCAUAAGAAAACCCUAUAAAUUAUUUUUGGACCAAGUUCUGGGCUCUCAAAACUUAGCAUAACUUAAUUCUCGAUCAUUUUUAUGAGAAACUGAGUAGCAGAAAUGAUUUUUUCCCAAUUUUUAAGCAAAAUUAUUUAUUUUCAUCCAAUAAAGAAAACACUGUUUGAUAAUUAAUAAUUCUGAAAUGCCGAAUAAUUUGAAAUGAUUUUUUUGAAACGUAUUUUAAGUAGGAAAAUUGAAAAUAUUAUAAUAACAAUUCUCAACCGUAGAUAAUCACAAGUUUUCUCAAAAAAGGAAAAAAGAUAUGAAUUUUCAGCCGAAAAAUGAAAAAAUUUUGAAGUUUUUCAUUUUUUGGCUGAAAAUUCAUAUACCUGCUUAUUUUUUUUCCAAAAUCAAAAAUUGUUUUCUGCAAAUUUGAUUUAUUGAUGCUUUUUUGGGUAAAUCGACCACGCGAAUCAGUUUUUUAUAAAAAUCAUCGGAAGUUGAGUUAUGCUAAUGUUUAAGAGCCAAUUUUGGCAAUUUUUGAACUUUUGAAGCCCAGAACUUGGCUUAGAGGUCCAGAAAGUUUUCAAAAAAAACAAUUUCAUCAAGAUUUGAAGUGUUGAGUAAAAAAGGUUCUCUUGUACCUAAAAUCAAUUUUUAUUCCAGAUUCGACAAGAGCCAAUUGAAAUGGUGCCAAUUUUGGAUCGACCCGGAUUCACAGCGGAAGCCAUGGAAAAAUUGGGAGCCACUCAAAAUGGACCACGCUUGCCUGUUAUUUUAAGACCCGAGUGGUUGGAUCCAAUGAUUCAGGGAAUGUUGAAAAUGAUUGCCGAGCUUUUGGUGGUUCGAGUGAAUUGUGGAGCAACUCCCGAAGAACACUAUAAAUCGGAAUUGAUUUAUAGUUUGUGUAGUUAUCGAAUGACACACUCGAAACUUCGAGGAUCUUUGUGUGAGAAGGGAAGUCGAUCGACAGAGGCGAUUGAUCGAGUUUUUGAUGGGAUUUUGAGAGAGGUAAGAUUGUUUGGGUGUUCACGUAUUUAUCGAAAAAAAAAUCGGCCCGAGAAUUUAUCGAAAAAAAUCGGCCCGAGAAUUUAUCGAAAAAAAAAUCAGCCCGAGAAUUUAUCGAAAAAAAUCGGCCCGAGAAUUUAUCGAAAAAAAUCGGCCCGAGAAUUUAUCGAAAAAAAUCGGCCCGAGAAUUUAUCGAAAAAAUCGGCCCGAGAAUUUAUCGAAAAAAAAUCGGCCCGAGAAUUUAUCGAAAAAAAUCGGCCCGAGAAUUUAUCGAAAAAAAAAUCGGCCCGAGAAUUUAUCGAAAAAAAUGGGCCCGAGAAUUUAUCGAAAAAAAUCGGCCCGAGAAUUUAUCGAAAAAAAAUCGGCCCAAAAAUUUUUUUCGAUAAAUUCUCGGGCCGAUUUUUUCAAGUGGUUUCCAGAACUAAACAUUGUACAUCAAAUUUUUUUAUGAGAAAAGUUUGAAAUUUUCAACUUCAAGAGAUAAUUCCGCAGUUUUCUGAACUCUAAAAGUGGAUUUUUUCAAACAUUUUUUCGUAGAUCGCAAAUUUCAUCGAACCCGACGCAAAUCUCGCGCAUGGAAGUAUGCAACAAGGUGUUUAUGAAUUGAAAGAUUCCACGUGGGAUAAUGAUGUUUGCCCGGUUUUUUGUUUGAUGAGAUCGAAUGGACAAAGACAUAUUUCGGAUAUUUUUGAAGUUAUUGCUGAGAAGUCAGUUACUUUUUAUUUAUCAUAAGCCUUAAUCGUAAUCCUAAAUCAAAUAUUUUCAGAGAUCGACAAUUCAUCAAGAACCAUGAUAUUUAUUCGGAUAUUGUGACAGAUCAAUCAUUAUGGAUUCCAUUUAGAUUAAUCGAUUUUUCAAAAAAUCGAAGACAUGAAGGAAUUUCGAAAAUUUUCUCGAUUUUGCACACGGAACAACUUCUUUACACUUGCUGUUUGACACUUUUUAUGCAUUUUGAAAAUGUUAUUUCACUUCAUUAUAAUACAAUACAAUUGGCUCUGUAUAUUUUGACAUUAGCUGUUAAAUAUUCGCAAUUCAAAUUUGAUUCGGAACAAAAUUCGGAUGAGAGGGAACAUUUGAAAAAUGUGUAUCAUACUCCAUUCAAAAUGAAUGUCAGGUUGGUUUUGAAAAAAACUUUUUUUUCAUAAUCCACUAAAAAACCCUAAAUUCAGAUCAAAUGAGAGUUAUACCUGCACAAUUUUCUCAAUUAUUUUGAAUAUUUUCGAAAAAGAAUGUCGGAAGCUUGGAUGUUUUGAGAGAAUUUUGCGAAAAGUGCUCGAUUCCGAAUUUGAUGUUGAAAAGGUUUAUGGUGGAGCUGCGAUCUAUUUUGCUAGGUUUAUGUCGAUUUUUGUGAGAAUGUAUGGAUUUUUUCUUUGGGGAGCUCAAAAAUCUAGAAAUUUCUGAAAAUCGCGUUUUUGGGAGCCCAUUGCUCAUGUCAGAGGAGAUUUUGGCCAAAACUGAGUACAGGGCGAUGUUCAAGGCAAAAAAAUUGACAAAAUUUUCAAAAAAUUUAAUAAAAUCUUCUCUAACAUGAACAAUGGACUCUUAAAAACGCGAUUUUUGCCUUUUCUUCUGAAAGUCGAAAAAUUUCUGCUGAAAUUUGAAGAGCCCAAAAAUGUAGCAUUUUCUGAAAAUCGCGUUGCUCAUGUUAGAGAAGAUUUUGGCCAAAACUGAAUACAUGGCGAAAAAUGAGCCCAUGUUCUGAGAACAAAGUCAGAUAUUCAGUUUUUAAUAAAAUCUUCUCUAUCAUGAGCAAUGGGAGAUUUUUGUGCUCUUCAGAAAGUCGCAAUGCAAAAAAAAAACAAUUUUUCAGAAGUUCAACUGCAAGGGAUAUUUUGAAGGCAAAACUGGAGGAUGAAAUAAAGGAAAAUGAGAAAUUGAAGGAUUUCAAAGAUGAAUCGGAAAAACAAAAAUCGGCAAAGAAAUCGGCAAAAGAAUUGGCGAAACAAAGAAUGGCUCGAAUAAUGGAACAAGCAAAAAAGAAAAAUCAGGAAACAAUGAAGAAAAUGAUGGAAAAAGAGGGAAUGUCAAAGGAACAAGUUGAUGAAAUGAACACGAAACAAUCAACGAAGUUGUAUGAUUGUCCGAUUUGUGGAGAUGUUCAAAUUCCGAACACUUUCCACGCUCCGCUGGGAAUGCUGGUGAAAGUCUCGUCGAAUUUUAUCGCAGAAGAAAGAGUUGCCGAAAAUUUGCCGCCGACUUUGAGUAUUUGCGAAACUGAUCAGAAUUUUGAAUCUGAACACGUGGAAGCUCAAUUCAAAACUAAGAAGAUGUAUACUUUUGCAAGGAAGGGGCUGGGAAACGUUGUAAGAUCUUGACUUCAGAGAAAAUUUUUUGGAUCAAAAUUUUUGAAAUUCUAGGUGCCUGAGGAAAUCGACAUGCUAAAUCCGUCAACUGGAGUUGAUUUGAAGACUUGUGGACAUACAGCUCAUACAACAUGUUUUAAAACAUAUCGGCAAUCUGUGGUGAGUCAUUUUUAGAGGGACGGGACUAGACUGUUUUUUAAAAAAUUUGAUACGACCAUAAUUAGAGACAAUGGAAAAUUGAGAGAGUCUAGACAAUUUUUCUUGUAUUUUUCGUUCGAAAACUAUUUUUGUCUGCACUCUCUCAAUUUUCCGUUGUAUCUCUCUACUCAAAAAUAACAAUCUGUAUAUUUUUUCUUUCGAGGUUUUUCUGCAUAGCAGGCCUGAGCCAGAAAAAUUCCCGAAUUUUCCGGAUUUUCCGGUUUUUUCAAGGAAAAAUCAGUCUUCCGGUUUUCCGGAACUUUUUUUUAGUCAUAUUUAGUCUUCCGGAACUUUUUUUAGUCAUAUUUUCAAAAUUGCCUAAAUUUUGGGAACUUUUCUCAAGUUAUUAUCGAAAAAAUGAAACUUUUGGAAUUUUUUUUUUCAAAUUUUCAAAUGUUACGAUUUUUGAACGUAAAACUUUCAAAUUGUCACUAAAUUACCUGUGAAUAGAAAAAUUGUAGAUAAAAAUAAGUUUUAGUGCCAACUUAAGGCUCGAAAUUUCAGACCGUGAAAAAUUUUCCGGAUUUUCCGGUUCAAAAAAUCCGGAAAUUUUCCGAUAUAGUUUCUGUAACUUCAAAAUCAGCCAGAUUUUUGAAGAGAAAAACAUUCAUUUUACUGAAAUUUUCAAUUUUGAUUUUUUAAUUUAAAAUUUUGGAAUUUUAAUUUAAAAUCUAUGAAAAUUAAAAAAAAACUGUACGAAAAUUUUUAAAAUGUAAAUUUUCAGUAUGAUUCUUCACACGGUCGAGUUUUCACUGAAACCAGCGAAGUCGGAUGUCCUUUAUGUCGAUUCACAGUCAACGCAAUUGUCCCACUAAACGUUGAAUAUGGUUUUGAAAUUGAAAAUCGAACACCGUUUUUGAAAGAGGAACAAGUCAUCAAAUCAGUUAUUGAGAGUUUUAAAGCCAGUAAAAUUGUGAGAUUUUAUUUGAUAAACAAAAUUUAAUUUUUAAAAAAAAUUUCAGACCGAAGAUUCAAAUUUGAAUGGCCUUCUGAUGGAUGUUGUGAAGUGUCGAAAAAGAACAAGUGAUUCGAGCGAGAAGAAAAUGUAUUAUGAAUCGGAAACACCAUCAACAUCAAUGGUUGCGAUGGCUGUGUAAGUUGAAAUUUUUUUUUUGAAAAUCAUCUUUUAAAAUAUUAAAAUAUUUCAGAGCAAACGUCGAGAGAAGUUGUAUUUUACGAGAAAUGAAAUAUGAAGAAAGGCGGAAAAAUACAUCAACUCUGAUCACUGAACAUCUUCUAUCUGCCUCGGUUUUCCUAUCAGAAACCAGAGAUUCCGAUACGGUUUUGGGAGUUUUGUACAAUUUGCUCGGACAGAAUUAUGAGAAAUAUCAGAUUGUGAAGGAAGUGGUUCCGGAACAAUUGAAUGUUGAAGGAUUGGAUUUGGAUGAUAUUGCUGUUGUGAGUUUUUUGGGAAUACAUAUUUUCUAGUGGUUUUCGACACGAUUCCGCCAUCUAAAAUUGCAGAACUCAUUUCCUAACAUGAGUUAUGACGUGUCAAAAAUCAAAAUUUACAAAAAAUCUGGAAUUCUGACCUUCCAAAGUCCCAAUUUUUGAAUUUUGACACGUCAUAACUCAUGUUAGGAGUUGAAUUCUUCAAGUGUCGAAAACUACCAGAAAACAUAAAUUUUAUUAAAAAUCUUGAGUGAAACAGUUCCCUUUUUAGUGUCAGAAUCUCAAUUUUCCAAAAAAAAAUGGGAAGUUACACAAAAUUUGAUUUUUCACCGCUUCUGAACAGUAAAAUUUCAAAAAUUCUGAAUUUUUCUCAAAAAUUUUGAAAAUUGAAGGUUAAAAACUUUUAGUGUCUCAACUUUCUAAGAAUUUUUGAGAUCUUAAAAUGCGAAGAAAUUUCACAAAAGUCGACUUUUGAGCGAAAUAUUCAGAAUUUUUACCUUUUUAAUAAAAUUUUUUUAAAUAAAAUAAUUUUCAAAAAAAUAAAAUAAAAUUUUGAAAAUUGAACGUUAAAAAACUUUUUACCGUCUCAACUUUCAACUUUUCAAGAAUUUUUGAGAUCUUAAAAUACGAAAAAACUUUCAGAAAAGUCGAUUUUUGAGCAAAAAAUCAAAAUUCAGAAUUUUUACCUUUUUAAUAAAAUAAUAAUUUAAAAAAAUUCAAUUAAAUUUUGACAAGUGAACGUUAAUAAACUUUUUAGUGUCUUAACUUUCAACUUUUCAAGAAUUUUUGAGAUCCUAAAAUUUCAAAAGUCGAUUUUUGAGCAAAAAAUCCAGAAUUUUUCUGAAAAAAUUGGACUUGGCUCAAAAUUCCCAAAAUUCCACCAACAAAAAAACUCUUCGAAAAAUCUAUUUCAGCUCACAAAACGACAGCGAAAAUCACCAGAAUCUGAAUUAUCUGCGGAAAAAUCAAUACAUGUUAGUGUUUUUCCUAUUUUCUCCCAUUCCUUCAAAAAAUCAAUAAUUCAGAAUCCUGUUCCAUUACUCAUGUAUGAUCCAAAUCCAAUGUUUGCGCGAUGUAUCGCAAUUUUAUUUGAGAGCAAAAUUUAUUCCGAAAGUGAUAAGAAAUGUGAGUUUUCUACAUAUUUUUUACAUAAUUUUCAAAACAAAAAAAUGGUUUCAGGGAUUUCUCGCGCACUUUUCUCUUCAUUUAUCGAUUGGGUUACUGUACGUGGUCUUGUUCGAUUAAUUCUUCGAUUAUCCAAUGAAAAUCUUGUGGAAAUUCGCGAGAAAACACGGAAAAUUAGUGGAUUGUCCGAAGAAUUGCAGGAAAUAUGUCAGACAAUUUUAGAAACUUUGAAUAGUAAUGAGGCAUAUUUCGAACAUUUGCUCAAAUUGAAGUUGAGCGAAGAUGGCGAGGAAAAAACAAUCAAUGAUUUGGAAUUUGUUGAAAAUAUUUCGAAGUUUGUUGAUGGUUUCAAAGCGUUUGGAGAAGAACUUUUGAAUCAUAUUGGAUGGAAACAAAAUGACGAGGAUUGUGAGUUUUUUCAUUUUUUUUAAAUAUAAUUUCAAAAAAAAAAACAAAAAAAUAUAUAAAAAAUAUAAUUUUCAAGAUACAUUCGAUAAAAAUCCAACAAAAAUCGUGAAAUGGAUCAAGGAUUAUCAAAAUGCUAUAUUUUGGUCGUUCAAAAUGCCACAACAGGUUAGUUAG